Molecule: messenger RNA, 1591 nt
Organism: Desarmillaria tabescens
Lineage: Eukaryota; Fungi; Basidiomycota; Agaricomycetes; Agaricales; Physalacriaceae
Exons: 3
Coding region: 165-1484 (439 amino acids)
Molecular function (GO): protein binding
Source: RefSeq, a predicted model, not a curated record
GCGUCUGACUUUCAAGUUGGAACGCGUUAAUGGACAUGUGAUCUCUGUCGCAAUCGGAUAAGACGGAGAAGACGGAUAAUCAUUCAAAUUUUCAUUCUCCUUCCAUCACCACCAAGCGCCACUGGUGAAAUUUUCAUUCUGGCUUGAGAAAGGCAAGCAGGAGCAUGGAAGUCGGCCUGGGAGCUUGCAUCCCCCCAGAGCUGUUUCCAGAGAUUAUCCGUCAUGUCGAGGAGAGGGAAGAUUUGGAGGCUUGUUGUCUCGUCUGCCGCGCCUGGUGUCGAUUCGCACAGCGAUACAUUUUCCGUACCCUCGACCUUUCCUACGAAGUCGAGUGCGCGAUAUGGAACGCGCAAUUUAACGCGUUCCCUAGACUCGUACCGAUGGUGGAAGAGGUCAUCCUGAAUGGCAGUCAGGAGUAUUUCUCCAGCAACGAUAACGACGAGGAAGCUUCAGACCCUUGGUUCAUGGAGGGCCCAGAAGCGACCCAUCUCGUCUCUCGCUUGACAAAUGUCAGGUACCUAUCACUUUCUGAUUUCCAGGACUUUAGCUCCGACCUUUGUUGGCACCUCACCAGCUUCGCGUCGCGCGUCGAGGCCCUCAACCUCUCAGACGUGUAUUUCUCGGAACCUGCCGACCUCUGCGUGCUCCUCGCUCUCAUGCCGAACCUUCAUUGGCUUGCCCUCCACUGUGUGGGCGAUUGGACGGAUUAUUACGAGUCCGGCAAGUUUCUGCUCAUGCAGGUCUGCGUUCCCAGAGCGGUUGAGUUGAGAACACUCAUGCUGUUUGAUGCGUAUGAACGUGUGGACCUCAUUGUGUGGCUUCUCGGCCGCUUUUUCGAUUUGAGGGGGUUGGAAACCCUGCGAAUCUCUUGGGACGUGCCGACAAACACCGAUAUUAAGGCGCAUCCGACGAGGUAUAACCUAGUGGAGAAGCUCUUUAUUGCAUGUUUCACGGUCAGGCAUAUGUCGUUUUCGGUUUGCAGGACUAACCAUGUUGAUCAGUGUCUUGAACAUUUCGUUAAGGCCAAGAGUUUUCGUUGUUUCCAGUCGCUGGAGACGAUUUCAUUCUCAAGCGGAACAUCUACAGAUGUUGGCAACUAUCAUUGUAUUGAUUUGAAGAAUCUUGGCGUACCUGUGAAGAUCCUGGAAUGUCUCCCAGGGCUUUCAGUCUAUCAAAUCACAUUUCACUUGAUGGUCGGUCCAAGAACGUCUGGAGAUCUCGAACGUUCCACUUAUCCCUUGCCGUGGGAGGAGCUGGACAACCUAUUAUCUUCGUCCCGCUUUCCUGCUCUCCGACGAGUAAUAUUUUGCUUCUGCAUUGAUGACCUCAAUUGGGAGGGUGACAAACGAGAGGCGUUCCCUACUAGGGAUCAUUUCAUGAAUUUGGUUACGUGUUAUCUUCCUCGAUUGGCUGCGAGAGAUUGUCUACGGUUCGAUUAUGCUAAUGUGUGGGAUAGGGACGCAUUGAAGGAACAAGCAAUAUAAUAACGCCUGAUGAUUGAAGAGGCUCCAUAUAAUACUGUAUACAUUGUAACUGGCCAUAUUCACGGGGCGGAACACAGAAUGAAUCUGAAUCACAAAUUUCUUAUAAU